Messenger RNA from Laccaria bicolor S238N-H82, 621 nucleotides. RefSeq lists its product as uncharacterized. Bases 1 to 621 code for a protein of 206 amino acids. NCBI's taxonomy places the organism in Eukaryota, Fungi, Basidiomycota, Agaricomycetes, Agaricales, Hydnangiaceae. The transcript has 4 exons. The record is from RefSeq and is a predicted model, not a curated record.
AUGCCAGCGCUUGAAGUACUGCCUCGCGCCAUCGACUCCCGUCCAGCUCUGGGACAUGUGAACCUGAUGGUCGACACUUUCAUCGCUAAUGCGACGAUUGACGAUUUGAGAUCCAUUACACGGGACUUGAUCGCAACAGGACCGCCUGGUAUUGCCCCAGCUUUUACAAAAGCCGCUCGUUCUCGAUUGCGGCAGAUCAAUGUCAAAUCCUUUGCAAAUCCACAUGCACUCUUUCGUCGACAAACACACGCAUCACCAGCCACACCAACUCAGCACCUAUGCGAUACAUUGAACAGGAUCCGCUCCCUGUACGGAGCAGGAAUGGGAUUUUCAAGCCUUGUACUUUUGUCUUCGGUAGUGCGAGCCACGCUGGGCCUUCGGUGGGAAGACGAUGGGGAUAUGGCGGAUAUGUUGGCGGUCAUUGAUAUUGACAUUGGGCAGGCAAUUCAGAGUUCGAAAGAAGAGAUAGAAGGAGGUCGGGUCAAAGAUUUCGCGUUUGCACGUGAAGCAGUUCAGAACUUGCGGUGUGCGGUUAAUGAUAGCUUGGCCGAUGUUAAUGCUUGGGGAGGGGAAUUCCCAUUCGAGCGGGCAGCAGCGAGUAUACAUUAUUGGAAGAUAUGA